AUGAACCUUCCGAAGACGAUGAGAACACAUCCUGUGUUCUACGUAGGCUUACUUAAUCCAUACCUCAACCCUGCCUCGGUGGACUUCGAGGAUUUGUCCCCGAAUCCCCGGCCGAAGGAGGCGGGUAGUACCGUACCGGAGGUGCAUAUGGACGCUGAAGGCGUACCAGGAGGUCAAUCUGACAUCGCAGUUCGGCCUGAGAAUGCUCAAUUGCCGUUAAGCGAUCCGAGGUCUCAGAGCGAUAACGCUCAAAAGACCGACGGUGUCGAUCGACACGGUCAUCGAGCGAUGACAGGUGAGACCUCACCGAUGCAAGGGCAUCACGCUCCAGGAGCGUCAGGCGACGCUCAAUCUGAGAGAGAUGAGAUGUCAAUGGAUCAUCGACCUCCUCAGACGCUGAUUGAUGAGCAUAAUCAUCAACAGUUCCACGUGGAAAGCCUCUUGGAUCGGUGUCGUCACCUGUGUCAUACCCAAUACUUGGUGAAGUGGAGGGGAUACCCCCUGUCGUAUGACUCGUGGGAGUAUGAGGUACCCCUUCGGCAAGAUUGCCCUGACGCCGUUGACGAUUUUGACCAGGACGGUCAGAAGCAACGACAGCUAUCGUCGGAAGCUUCCCAGCACUAG
This is a messenger RNA of Peronospora belbahrii, 624 nucleotides long. The record is from the annotation of a GenBank genome assembly. NCBI's taxonomy places the organism in Eukaryota, Oomycota, Peronosporomycetes, Peronosporales, Peronosporaceae.